Messenger RNA from Phragmites australis (common reed), 1262 nucleotides. RefSeq lists its product as uncharacterized. The coding region runs from base 62 to 1087 and encodes 341 amino acids. The transcript is spliced from 9 exons. NCBI's taxonomy places the organism in Eukaryota, Viridiplantae, Streptophyta, Magnoliopsida, Poales, Poaceae. The record is from RefSeq and is a predicted model, not a curated record.
UAUCCUGCUGGAGUGAUCCAAUUCCCCGUCUCACUGUCGCCGCCACAGCCCCGCCGACAAGAUGUCAGCCGCCGCCGCGGCCUGCUUCCCUCUGGCUCCCGCCCCGAAUCCGCCCCAUCGCCGCACAUCCGCGAGGACCCUCUAUCCCUCUUCCCACCACUUGAAACCGGCCCCAACUGCUCGGCCAGCUCGCCUCAUACCGCGCGCCCGCCGCGCGCCCGUUUCUGCCGCGUCCUCCCUCGGGAUAUCUCAUGAUAAAGGGUCUGAGAUGUCUGGCACCAACAUUGUUGGCCAGAAUGAUUUACUGAUUGUGGGUCCUGGUGUGCUUGGGCGAAUUGUGGCUGAGAAGUGGCAAAAGGAACAUCCAGGUUGCAAAGUUUUUGGCCAGACUGCAAGCACAGAUCAUCACAGUGAGUUAGCAAAUAUUGGCAUAAUCCCCUCCUUGAAGGGCUCCACUAUUUCUCAGAAGGUCCCAUAUGUUAUUUUCUGCGCUCCUCCAUCUCGUUCCAAUGAUUACCCUGGGGAUGCCAGCGUGGCAGCCUCAAAUUGGAGCGGAGAAGGUUCAUUCUUGUUUACAUCAAGUACUGCUCUGUAUGACUGCAGUGACAACAGAAUGUGCAAUGAGGAUUGUCCAUCUGUGCCAAUUGGCAGAAGUCCUCGCACUGAUGUCCUUCUAAAAGUAGAAAAUAUUGUUCUUGAAGCUGGAGGCUGUGUUCUCAGGCUAGCUGGACUUUAUAAGGUAGACAGAGGUGCUCAUACUUUUUGGCUGAGGAAAGGAAUUUGUGACACACAACCAAAUCAUAUUGUCAAUCAGAUUCAUUAUGAGGAUGCUGCUUCCCUUGCAAUUGCAAUAAUGAAAAAGAGACCUCGGAGUCAAAUAUUUUUGGGCUGUGAUAAUAAGCCUCUUUCCAGGCAAGAAAUAAUGGAUGCUGUUAACAGAAGUGGAAAAUUUGACACAAAGUUUGAAGGUUUUACUGGUACGGAUGGUCCAUUAGGGAAGAGGAUGGAGAACUCGAAUACUCGGGCUGAGAUUGGGUGGGAGCCCAAGUACCCAAGCUUCACAGAAUUCCUUGGUCUCAGCAGUUAACAUACUUGCCUACUGUUCAAUUCUUCCAACUCAACUGAAUAUCAACAGCGACGAGAUUGUAUCAAUGUUUGAAUUUUGACAUGUUGUGAACUGGUAAUUUUAUUUUAUUUUCUUACAAAGUUUUCAAAACUAUGUAAAUACUGUAAAAUAAGAGGGGUGCAUAUCUUGCCUGCUC